AUGGAGGCUGAAGAAGCUGGCGGGCGGGGAAAGGAGCGCCAAAAAAUAAACUUUGGGACAUAUGAUAAUUACAUCCCAGUCAGUGAAUUAAGUAAAAAAUCAUGGAAUCAGCAACAUUUUGCCCUGGUAUUUCCCAAACCACCACGGCCAGGAAAAAGAAGGAGAUCAAAACCUUCCCAACUACAAGACAAAACAGUUCCUAGAUAUGAUGAAGACAAAUUAAGGGGAGGUCACAAACCACCAUUAUGGAUGCACCGUUCUUUAAUGAGAAUUUCUGAGAGACCAUCUGUUUAUUUAGCUGCUAGGAGGCAGCCUCCACAGAAACCAGCUCAACACUCCAGGGAGGAUGCUAAAGAUGUAGCAAAACCUUUAUCUCCAUCAAUAAUUAAGAAAAGUAAGGAAGACAAGAAGGACAAAUCAGAUUCAGAAGCAGAGUCCACAGUUUCAGAGGAAAAACUUAGGAAAGGUUCAAAGAAAGAACCAGGAGCUAAAGAAGAGAAAGCAGAUGCAAAGAAAGAUGUCAAAAUAGAGAAAAAAUGUUCAAAGAAGGGCAAGGAGUCAGUUACAGAAUCUGAAGAUGAAAAAGCAGGUGCAAAAAAAGGUUCUAAAAAAUACAAGAAAGGUUCAAAGAAGGACAAAGACUCAGGUACAGAAUCAGAAGGUGAAAAAGGAGAUGCAAAGAAAGACUCUAAAAAAAAUAAGAAAGGGUCAAAGAAGGGCAAGGAGUCUGAUACAGAAACAGAAGGUGAAAAGGGAGAUGCAAAGAAAGAUUCAAAAAAAGAUAAGAAAGGUUCAAAGAAGGGCAGGGAGUCUGCUACAGAAUCAGAAGGUGAAAAAGGAGAUGCAAAAAAAGAUUCCAAAAAAGAUAAGAAAGGUUCACAGAAGGGCAGGGAGUCUGCUACAGAAUCAGAAGGUGAAAAAGGAGAUGCAAAGAAAGAUUCCAAAAAAGAUAAGAAAGGUUCACAGAAGGGCAGGGAGUCUGCUACAGAAUCAGAAGGUGAAAAAGGAGAUGCAAAGAAAGAUUCCAAAAAAGAUAAGAAAGGUUCAAAGAAGAGCAAGGAGUCCAUUACAGAAUCAGAAGGUGAAAAGAAAGAUGGAAAGAAGGAUAAGAAAGGGAACAAGGAUUCAAAGAAACCUGGUGAGAAAGGAGAUGAAUCAAAGGACAAGAAAGAUUCAAAGAAGAAGGAGAGUAAAAAGGAUAAGAAAGAUGAAAAGAAGCCCGGUGAGGCAGAUAAUGAGUCAAAAGAUGCUGCCAAGAAAGAAAAGAAAGAUACCAAGAAAGAAAAGAAAGAUGCCAAGAAAGAAAAGAAAGAUGCCAAGAAAGAAACUGACACAGAAUCUGCUGAGUCAAAGAAAGAUGCCAAGAAGGAUGCAAAGAAAGAUGCCAAGAAGGGCAAGUAG
Messenger RNA from Balaenoptera acutorostrata (minke whale), 1401 nucleotides. It is a transcript of the gene CYLC2, whose product is annotated as cylicin 2. The record is from RefSeq and is a predicted model, not a curated record. Gene Ontology annotation, cellular component: nucleus. Gene Ontology annotation, molecular function: structural constituent of cytoskeleton. The coding region runs from base 1 to 1401 and encodes 466 amino acids. The transcript has 4 exons. Lineage: Eukaryota; Metazoa; Chordata; Mammalia; Artiodactyla; Balaenopteridae.